AUGCGUAGUAGAGAGAAAAAGAAAAGAAACGGAAGUUCAGAAGAUGCUUCGUCCACUAAGGAAACACCGGAAGAUCGCCAACAACUUCAACAGCAACCUGUCGUUCACCCACCACCACUGGAACCAUUCCAGGAUACUGUAUUACUCAAGAAGCCACUUGGGUUGCGAAUCUGCAAAAAUACUCUACAGGUGACAUAUGUCGAGAAAUCCGGAGCAUCAGUGGGACGAGUAUUUGUUGGUGAUGUUAUCGUAGCUGUCGAUGGGUACAAAAUUAGUGCUAUCAAUGAGCUCAACAGUGUGCUUAAAAAACCUUCACUGGUGAAAUUGACUCUUUUCAGUAAUUUCAUUAAAGCGUCGUUAAAUUCAAUUCCCGAACAGUUAAUGAAAAUUUCUUCUAUGGUAGCUGUCGUAUUCAAACGUACAUGCUAUUCAAAAUGCAAACACAAAAGGACAUUUGUGGAAAAGAUAAGCGUAGAACGCGGUCGAGAAAUGAAAUGCACCGGACAAGCAAUUGAUCAAUAUCUGGCAAGAAAACUAAUUUUCCGUAAUCAAAAAGAAAUCUUAAAUAAAUUAAAUCAAUUCUCAAGGGUCCUCUAA
Loa loa (African eye worm) is the source of this 597-nucleotide messenger RNA. RefSeq lists its product as hypothetical. The transcript is spliced from 4 exons. Lineage: Eukaryota; Metazoa; Nematoda; Chromadorea; Rhabditida; Onchocercidae. Gene Ontology annotation, molecular function: protein binding. The record is from RefSeq and is a predicted model, not a curated record. The coding region runs from base 1 to 597 and encodes 198 amino acids.